Messenger RNA from Beauveria bassiana ARSEF 2860, 3552 nucleotides. Its product is annotated as WD domain-containing protein. Lineage: Eukaryota; Fungi; Ascomycota; Sordariomycetes; Hypocreales; Cordycipitaceae. Bases 1 to 3552 code for a protein of 1183 amino acids. Gene Ontology annotation, molecular function: protein binding. The transcript is spliced from 2 exons. Gene Ontology annotation, cellular component: cytoplasm. The record is from RefSeq and is a predicted model, not a curated record. Gene Ontology annotation, biological process: tRNA methylation.
AUGGCAGACCAGGGCGCUGUGAGGCUGACGAGGGAGCUCGCGCAAGUACCCAUUACCGCCGUCGCCUUUGAUCGGGACCCUGCCACCGGCGCGCUCCACGUGCUCGCCGGCGAGGACACUGACCUCGUCGUCUACCGCGUCGGCACGGGCCGCCGCGAUGCCCUUGACGAGCCGCUCGAUCGGCAGACGCCCGUCGCGCGCGUUGUGCGUGUCCUCGUCGCGCAGCCCAUCCACGGCAUCCACGUGCACCGCAGUGAAAAGCUCGCCGCUUCUUCCGCUUCUUCCACGGCGGCGUCGUCAGAAGGUCGUGUGCUGCUCUGGGGCGGCUCCUCCGUCGCCGUCCUCGAGCUCUCUGCCAUCAUCGCAGCCAGCGUAGGCAAGACGCAGCAGCCGCGGGUGGCGCGUCUGCGCGCGCCGGACUGGAUCUACGACGGCGCCGUGUGUCCGGCCGACGCUGACCUCGUGGUGCUGGUGACGGCGCACAACGAGAUCGUUACCGCGAGGAUGCGCAAUGGUGAAAAGGGCGCGCUGGCGCUGGCGCUGGCGUCGCCGCUGGUCUCGCCGAGCAGCAGGCCGAUGCUGUACGCGGCGAGCGUGUGCUGGACGGCGCCGGACGAGGUGCUCGUCGCGGCGGGCACCGUCUUUGGGGACGUUUUGGUCUGGAAGCACGUGUUCGGGAGUAGUGGUGGUGGUGGUGGUGGUGGCAGCAGCGGCACGCCGCGGAUGCUGUACUCGCUGUCGGGCCACGAGGGGUCCAUCUUUGGCGUGCGUAUAUCGCCGAGGAUGGAGAUGCCUGACGGCGGCGGCGCGGUGCGACUACUGGCGAGUUGCAGCGACGACCGCACGAUCCGGAUCUGGAACAUUACAGAGUACGAAGAAGACGGCGACAACACCGAUGCAGGGCAUGGUGCGGUGGCGACAGAGACGGCGGCCGAUACGGGGUUUCGAUGCGCGCCGGCCGCGUACGGAGGAGACGGCGACGGCGGCCGCGCCAACGUCGCGCCCAUCGCAACGGCCAUGGGCCAUGCCUCACGUAUCUGGGGUGUCUGGUUUGGUCUCCCCGGCGACCCCGCCACGUUACUGACCAAUGCUGAGCGCCAACGCUGGAGCGGUGGCGAGGGCUUAUUGUCUGUGUUCUCGUUUGGCGAGGACGCGACGGCGCAGAAAUGGAGUCUAGAUGUCGAGGCCGCGCUGCGCGACCCGCAGCCGCUCGUCCAUGACAAGACGUACGCGCUGCACGACGGCAAGCACCUGUGGUCGCGGGCCGUCUACUGUAACAUGGAAGACGGGGGCGGCGCGCCGACGACGCGGAUCCUGACCGGCGGCGCCGACAGCAAAAUCACGCUCAUCAAGGAAACGGCGGCGGAUAAUGACGACGGCGACAACGACGACGUGUACAAUUACGCAGAGACGUGGGAGACAAGAGACAUUUGGGCAGCAAUCGGCGGCGAGGAGCAGCUGCCGUCGACGACGACGACCAAGCAGCGCAAGGAGGUGAUUGGGCGGUACGACUUCCUCACGCCCGACGUUUUGCUAGCAGUGGGCAACAUGGGCACGCUGCUGCUGGGCACGUUUCGUGGCAAGAAUACUACUACGUGGGAGGAACUUGCCGUCGACGACGAGGCUACGCGCGCGGACAUGCAAAACGUGUACGCGAUCAGAAGAGUUUCCUACGGCGGCGCGUUACUGGGGUCCGUUACAGGUGGCAUCUACUACUUUGGGCUCUGCGACCGGCGCGUCGUCCCGGUGGCACGCCUCGCGGGCCGCGUGGUCGAGGUGAAUGCGCUGUCUGGCACGGGACGCGGCGCGGCGGACGACGACGCAGAGGCCGUUGUGCACCUCCAUCGCGACGCCGCGUCGGUGCACCUCGUGCUUGACCGGGAUACGGGCGCCGUCAAGAGCCAGGCAGCGAUAGACGGCCUGGACAGCCGCUUCGUGGCCGUUAGUGCAGCGCGCAUCGACGACGACCUGCUGGCGCUUGGGUCUCGCCACGGCUGGAUUGCCCUGCUGCGACGGAGCGCUGCCGAUGAGGGCGCGUGGCGCCCAGUCUUCAACCUACCGCCCGCCAGCGGAGACGCUAUCACAGCCAUUGUGCCGCUGCCGCCAAGCUCAUCGGCAGAUAGCCGCGCGAAAUACGUCCUCGCAACGAGCCGCGACGGCAAGUACCGCAUCUUCCAGCUUCAAUUUGACAGUGUCGCCGCUCCACAGAUGAUGCUUCUCCACGAGACAACGCCGCCGUUUGGGCCGUGGAUCGAGGGCGCGUGGUUCACGGGAGAUGCUGCCGCGCCAGAGCUCAUCCUGUACGGCUUCCGCAGCAAGGACUUUGUCGUGUGGAACGAGACGCGCCGCGAGGAGCUCGCGGCCAUGGACUGCGGCGGCGCGCACCGCACGUUUCGCCUGGCACGCGACGAGCACGCACCCGCGUGCGCAGCAGGUCGGGUGCGCCUCGCCUUUACGCGGACGUCGCGGCUAGCAGUGCACUCACAGCGAGGACGCUUCCACGAGGUGGUGCGUUUGGGCCAGCACGGACGCGAGAUUCGCUCGCUGGCGGCGGCCGGACGGUACGUGGCGACGGGUGCCGAGGAUACCACGAUCCGACUCUGGGAGUUUGAUAGCGACAGCAGCAGGAUGCAGCACAGGGCGUACAUGAAGCGGCAUGUGACCGGUCUGCAAAAGGUGCUGUGGCGCGGCGAUGAAUAUCUCUUCUCCAGCGGCGGCAACGAGGAGCUGUUUGCAUGGCGGGUAAGGACGCUGGACUCGGCGUACGCAGGCCGUCUAGCCGUCGUGUGUGAGGGCGUCUUUGCGGACAAGAGUCCGAUGAAAGACCUCCGCAUCAUGGACUUUGACGUUGCGCCAGACAGUGAUGCCGACAGCACGAUGGUGACGAUUGCGCUGUCCAAUUCGGCGCUCAAGACGUAUCGCUACACAGCGGCGGGCGGUUUCGCGCUCGUCUGCGCGGGCAUGUAUACCGGAGCCUGCCUCACGCAGGCGCGGCAUCUGGAGACGCAAAACGGCGACUUACACGUAGUAACGGCGUCGACGGACGGGCACGUCGCGCUCUGGCAAGGGCGCGAUGGGAGGUACGAGCUCGCGCAGACGCUGCAGGUGCACCAGAGCAGCGUCAAAAGCCUCGACUUGACGAGACGCGGCGGCGGUGGCGGUGGCGGUUGCUACGGUGUGGUGACAGGCGGCGACGACAACGCGCUCGCGUGGACGCUGCUGAAGCGGGAGGCGGACGAUACUGCAAGACCGCUGUGUGUCCGGGCCGAGCUGGGCGCGGUGGUGAGGAGGGCGCACGCCGCGGCUGUAACCGGCGUCGCCAUCACGGAGCACGACGGGGAGGUGCGGUGCGUGAGCGUGAGCAACGAUCAGUGGGUCAAGACGUGGGCGAUCAGAGAAGGUGCGCAGGGGAUGCGCUUACUAGACGAAGCGUACAGCGGCGUGGCGGAUGCGGGCGACGUUGCCGUGCUGGAGCGGAAGAGGGGAGGAGGCGGACGGGUAGUGGUUGCGGGUGUUGGGUUGGAGGUCUGGCGGCGGGAUGGACGCGGUUGA